CCCGGGAAAGCGAAGCGCCGCCCACGCGGCUGGGAAACCUCAGGGUAGUGCUGGCCGGAGGUGGGGCCAGGGGCGGGUUCCGGGCGGAGGGUGGGGCAGACGUGGGUUACCGGGUGUGCCAGCCAAACCUUGCACAGAGGAGGUGGCGGUGGUGGCCCUCGCCUGUGGCCCCCGUGCUGCUUGCACUCGAACUCUUCGCCAUGGAGGAGCUCCAGGAGCCUCUGAGUGGACAGCGCCGGCUCUGUUUCACGCCAGCUGCCCGGACCAGCCUCUUACUGCUCAGGCUCAACGACGCUGCGCUGCGGGCGCUGCAAGAGUGUCAGCGGCAACAGGUACGGCCGGCCCCCUUCUUCUCUAGUCCCUGCCCCUGGGAACCUUGGGCCUCAGCCGGCGACCCUGGAGAAGGUGCAGGGGAGAGGGAGCGGCAUCCGCAAGCUCUGGCCUCCCCACCUCUCCAAGUGAAGCCGGCUAGGCAGGUGAUCCCGGGCUCCGGACCCCGGAUCCUGGGGAUACCGCUUCACCUGCGCUCAAUGGUCACAUCUUCGCUCUCCCCGCAGGUACGGCCGGUGAUUGCCUUCCAAGGCCACCGAGGGGUAAGUGCGAGCUCAGGGUGUGUGAGCGAGGUUAGGGCAAGGGAGCAUAAACGUGGACUGGAGGUGGAAGGUGCGGUCGGGGCCGGAGGCUGCGAGUGGUCACGGUCUGAGGUAUUUCCGAGAACUGAACUCCAAAUGGGGCGAGGAGGCUGCUGGGGUUGUCCCAGGGGGCUGUGGUUGAGGGGACUGUGCUGUUUCAGCCUCCUGGGGAACUCAGGCCCAGCUGCACCUGGUGUGCUAACGAGCCCUGUGGGACCCGUCUUAGUCUUACUUAGGCUGGCUCCCGGAGGAGUGGCGGCGGCAGGAGGGGGAGGGGCUGACUUCAUGGGGCUUACCGUCUCCUUCCACCUCCAGUAUCUGAGGCUCCCAGGCCCUGGCUGGUCCUGCCUCUUCUCCUUCAUAGUGUCCCAGUGCUGCCAGGAGGGCGCUGGUGGUAGCUUAGACCUUGUGUGCCAACGCUUCGUCAGGUCUGGGUCUAACCGCCUCCACUGUCUGGGCUCACUCAGGGAGCGCCUCAUUAUUUGGGCAGCCAUGGAUUCUAUCCCAGCCCCAUUAUCAGUUCAGGGACACAACCUGCCUGAAGAUGCCAGACAUCCUGAGAGUUGGCAGAACACAGGAAACUAUUCUGAAGGAGAUGUAGUAUCACAGCCACAGAUAGCACUAGAGGAGGUGUCAGUGUCAGAUCCACUGGCAAGCAACCAAGGACAGUCACUCCCAGGAUCCUCAAGGGAGCACAUGGCACAGUGGGAAGUGAGAAACCAGACCCAUCUUCCAAACAGAGAACCUGUUCAGGCGCUGCCUUCCUCUGCCAGCCGGAAACGUCUGGACAAGAAACGUUCAGUGCCUGUGGCCACUGUAGAACUAGAAGAAAAGAGGUUCAGAACUCUGCCUUUAGCGCCAAGCCCCCUACAAGGCCUGACCAAUCAGGAUUUACAAGAGGGAGAAGAUUGGGAGCAAGAAGAUAAGGAUGAAGACAUGGACCCCAGAUUAGAAUGCAGUUCCUCAGUUCAAGAAGAUUCUGAAUCCCCAAGCCCUGAAGAUGUACCAGACUAUCUCCUGCAAUACAGGGCCAUCCACAGUGCAGAACAGCAACAUGCCUAUGAGCAGGACUUUGAGACAGAUUAUGCUGAAUACCGCAUCCUGCAUGCCCGUGUUGGGACUGCAAGCCAAAGGUUCAUAGAGCUGGGAGCAGAGAUUAAAAGAGUUCAGCGAGGAACUCCGGAAUAUAAGGUGCUGGAAGACAAGAUAGUCCAGGAAUAUAAAAAGUUCAGGAAGCGGUACCCAGGUUACAGAGAAGAAAAGCGUCGCUGUGAGUACCUUCACCAGAAAUUGUCCCACAUUAAAGGUCUCAUCCUGGAGUUUGAGGAAAAGAACAGGGGCAGCUGAAGUUAUCAAGGGAAUUCUUGAGCCUCUGCUUAGUGAAACACGAAGGAACAAAGCAGCUGUAAACUAAAUAGAAUGCAACUAUCUGCUUUUCUUAUGCUGACCACUGGAGUCCAUGGUGGCAAGUAGAGAGUUGCUCUAGCUUCCUGAGGUUUGGUUUUCAUUGUUAAUUUUUGGGGUGUGGGCACUGUGCAAAGACUCCAUAGCUAUGCCUAGGAGUUUAGGAAAAGUGACAGAGGCUUGGCUUUUUUACCUUUAGUUCAGCCAAGUCAUUUUCAAGUCCUGAGAAAUGACAUCAUCUUCAGGAUAAGAUAAUGAGGACAUUAGACAAACCAAACUAAGUGAAUUUAGUCUACUAGCCUCCCUAAGGAAACAGUAAUAAUAACUUUUGGUAAGAGCUAAAAUAACUUGUAGCAUACCUAGAUAUAAUGAGAAAGGGCCUGGGUGUUACCCAUGUACUGAAAAUGAACUUUUUUACCAACAUGGCUAAAAAA
Molecule: messenger RNA, 2470 nt
Organism: Mandrillus leucophaeus (drill)
Lineage: Eukaryota; Metazoa; Chordata; Mammalia; Primates; Cercopithecidae
Gene: ELL3
Product: elongation factor RNA polymerase II-like 3
Exons: 9
Coding region: 201-1979 (592 amino acids)
Biological process (GO): snRNA transcription by RNA polymerase II; positive regulation of transcription elongation by RNA polymerase II; transcription elongation by RNA polymerase II
Cellular component (GO): transcription elongation factor complex
Molecular function (GO): cis-regulatory region sequence-specific DNA binding
Source: RefSeq, a predicted model, not a curated record